Molecule: messenger RNA, 1130 nt
Organism: Siniperca chuatsi (mandarin fish)
Lineage: Eukaryota; Metazoa; Chordata; Actinopteri; Centrarchiformes; Sinipercidae
Product: phospholipase A2-like
Exons: 5
Coding region: 140-589 (149 amino acids)
Biological process (GO): phospholipid metabolic process; lipid catabolic process; arachidonate secretion
Molecular function (GO): calcium ion binding; phospholipid binding
Source: RefSeq, a predicted model, not a curated record
GUUUUGGGAUUUAUGCUCUGUUCCUCGUGGACUUUGUUUGUGGACUUGGAAUUUGGACUUUGCAAGCUCUGUUUUUGGACUUGUUUACUUAUUUUGGACUGCUUACCUGGUUGUGACCCCUGCCUCCCUGUAACCCGAGAUGAAUACCCUCCAGGCUCUGUUUCUCUUGGCUGCAAGCCUCACUGUUGCCCAGUCCUUGAACUACAAGGCACUCAACCAGUUUAGAAGGAUGAUCCUGUGUCUGAUGCCUGAUAGCUGGCCUGUUUUUGAUUACUCCGACUACGGCUGCUACUGUGGAAAAGGAGGCUCUGGCACACCUGUGGAUGAUCUGGAUAGGUGUUGCCAAGUGCAUGACCAGUGUUAUAAUGAUGCUAUGCAACACCCUGAGUGCUGGCCCAUCUUCGACAAUCCUUACACCGAGUUCUAUGACUACAGCUGUGACAAGGAAAACAAGAAGGUCACCUGUGGCAACAAUAACGACGAAUGUGAGAUGUUCAUCUGUGAGUGUGACAGGAAGGCAGCUGAGUGUUUUGCCAUAUCACCUUGGAACCCUGAGCACGAGCACCUGCCCAGCGACCGCUGUCAGUAAAGACCACACAACUGUAUCAAAUAAGGAAUUUAUGGUUUGACAUGAAAUAUCAGUUUUUUAGUUUUCAUAAGUGACAGAUAAUUUUGUUAAUUUGUUAAGGAUCCUUGGCUUAUUAGAAAUAUUCACAUAGACCUAAUACACUCACUUAUAUAAUAUUAUGAUUUCUUUAUGGAGUACCCUGUGAUUUUGGUGACCUAUAACCCUCCAUCAUUCCCUCCAUGUGCUGAAUUACGCUUGUUGGGUUUGUAAUUGUGACGUUAUCCUGAUAAUAGACACAAUUAGAUCUGCAUCUCAUUUUAUCUCACAUGCUGUUUACUGGUGGCCAGUUAUUCAACGGUAUAAUCGUAACUCAAGUUACCACAGAGGACAACAUGGUCUACCUUUUUCUUUCCUAGUGUGCAGGAUGAAAUCAGUACAGUAUAGUGGAGACUCUGCCAUGUGAUGUUUUGUCCGUGUCAGCUGUCCUAGGAUGCUUUCUGUAAAAGUCCUGUUAUGUAAUGUUUGCAUUUAAUCAAAUAAUAAAAAUGCAUUUGCUUAGAAA